Paramecium sonneborni is the source of this 4194-nucleotide messenger RNA. Lineage: Eukaryota; Ciliophora; Oligohymenophorea; Peniculida; Parameciidae. The record is from the annotation of a GenBank genome assembly.
AUGUUUUUUUCAAAUAGAAAAUGUCAUCCUAUUCUGUUCAAGAGAACCCUAAAUAAAAAUAUCUAAUAAUUAUUAAUGUAAAUAGAAUUUAGAGAGUAUCAAAAAAAGUAUUUCCCUUUAAAAUCGAAUGAUUUAAGUAAGAAAUAUCCUAAUAUUAAAUCAUCAAGAGAUGGCAAUCUAAUUAAGACAAUAUAUUUUUAACUCAAAAGUAAUUGGAAUAUAUGGAAAUAAAACUUUUAAUUAGAAAUUCAAUAUCAAGUUAGUUUAAAUCAUCAAUUUCCUAAACAUAUAUUGUAAAUAAUUGAUUGGUCAGCUGAAAUUCAAUCAGUUUCUGUAUAUGUUUAUAUAACAUAUAAUUGCAAGACUAACGCAAAUUCUUUAAAUAGUUUUCUUUAAACAUCUAUCAUAUCUGAAUAAUAGAAAUUAUAAAUUGCAGAAUAAAUUAUUGAGAUUGCUUCAAUUCUUGAAUUAUCAGAAAUUUAACAUAGAAAUAUAAAACUUAAUAAUUUUAUAUUAAUUGACAAUCAAACAUACUUAACUGAUUUUGGGAGUGCAAGAACCCAUUAUAAUCAUUAUACAAAACAAUGUUCGAAUUCUGAAGAAAGAUAAAAAUAAAAUGAAACAUUGUUUUAUAACUCUCCUGAAAUUAUUGAGAUAAUUAAUUAAGACAAUAUUGAUUUUUAAGAAAGUGAAUGGGCAUAAAUAUUCGGAAAUGAUUAAUAUAAAAAAGUAAUUCUAAAAAGAAAUGACAAUUGGAGUAUCAGUAUUAUUUUAUUAUAAUUAUUGGCAUUUCAAACUUAAAUACCAGAUGAUAUAAAAUAAUUUUAUGGAUAUGAUAUUGCUAAAUUUGAUUAAGAUAUUAAAAAAUAAGCAAAUAAUCCAUAAUUUAGGAUAAUUACAGAAAUAAUUAAAAAGUUAUCAUUUGGUAAAAUGUCAGCUAUAAAUUGUCUUGAAGAAUUAAAAAAAUAAAUUCCUUAAAGAGGUUUAGAGGAUAAUUAACAAAAAUAAAAUUUCAAAGAAGAUUAGAAUUUUAUAAAUAUUUAGUUAAAAAAAUAUGUUUAAAUUAAUACUAAAGUUGAUUACUAAUAUUUAUCAUCAGCUUAAAUAAAAUAAUUAUAAUAAAUUAAUGAUUAAAAAUCAUAAAAAACUGUUUCAACAUAAUAAAAAUAGAAUAAUAAUAACAUUGAAAAAUAUGAAAUAAAAAAUCAGAAUAAUUAAUUACAUGAAUAAAUAAAUGAUAGUAAAUCUCAUUUUUCAGAUGAAAAUUCAUUUUAAAUUUUUUCUCCAAAAAAUAAUGAAGAAGAAUAAUUUGGUAAAGCUAAUUUAAAAUAAUUAUGUGAUUAUGAAAGUGCUUCUUUUGAAGAAUAGAAGCUAAUGAAAAUAAAGCAUAUUUAAGUCAAUUCAUUUAAUAACAAUGAAUAAAUUUUAUUACUUACAUAAAUUCAUGAUGAUAAUUUAAUUAAUAACUAAAACAAAGAUAAAAAGCCUAAAAUAAAUGAUUAUAAUCAGCAAACAAUAUCUUAACUUUAAGUAUUGAAUGAUGAUAAGAAUGUAACUUAAAAAAAAGAGCCAAUUCAAACUAUAUCCAGUCUUUUGUAAAAAUCAUAAAGAAAUUAUGUUCUAAAUCAAAUAGUAGACAAGUAAAUUAGAUAAGGUAUAAUUUUAGAAUCAAAAUAAUAAUUUGAAAUUCCUAUUUAAUAACCUUAAUUAUUUAAUAACUUAAAAGACGAAUAAUAAUUUCAAAAUAAUGAUCCUAAAUUAAAUUUAAAUAUUUAAUAUGAUAAUUAAUAAACAAUAAUUAAUAUUAAUCCUGAAAUUGACUAAUCCUAAGUGAUAAAAAAAAUAGUUCCUAAUAAUUAAGUAGAAAUAUUACCAAAUUCAUAAAAUGCUUUUUAGAUAGAAAUAUCUCCUUUUUCUCCCUCUACAUAAAUAAUUAAAAGACAUAAUUCAAUCUCAACUAAUCAAAUUUAACAACAAAAAAAUUAAUAAGAAUUAACAUAAGUGUUUUAAUCAAAUCUUAUAUUAUAUCCAUAAGAAUUUCAAUUUCAAACAUAAAAAAGUUAAGAAUAAUUUACUUAAUCUAUUAUUGAUUUUAACAAAGAUCCUUAAUUUUUAUCAUUAAAUUAAAUUUAAUAAUAAGAAUAAUAAUGUAAUUCUAGUUCUAAAUUGUAAAUAGAAGACUCAGAAACAAAUUAGAAUUUUCAAGUUAAUAAUAAGGAAUUAAUUUAAUUAAAUGAAAGCUAACAUAUUGCUGUUAUAAAUGAUGAGACCCAUAAUUAAAAUUUUCAAGAAAAUAAUUAAUAUUAAAAUGACCUUAAAAUCAUAAAAGUAGACGAUUAAAUAAUUAACAAUUAGGCAAAGAAAAUUGAGUCAACUGAAUUUGAAAAAUAGAAUAUAUAAUAAGGAUAAUCAGUUAAUGAUUAGAUUUAAAUAAUCUAAAUAGAAGAAAUGCAAAUAAAUGAGAGUAAUUUUAUAGAAAAUUAAGAAGUUUCUUAAGAGUAGUAGUAAUAGUAAGCACUUUCAAUAGUGAAAGAUUCAUCUUGUAAUUUAGAUGAUAUUUUUUCAAAUAAUUCAAGAAAGUUAGAAGAUUAGAAAACUGAUACAUUAUUAAAGAUUGAAUAACUUAAAAUGUUAAACAGUCAAUAAUUAUUUAAAUACUAAGAGUUUUUAUUAAAAAUUAAAGAAAAUAAAUAAGCUGAUGAAGAUGAGAUAAAUAAAUAGUUAAAAACUAUUGAUUAAAUUUCAAAAUUAAAAGAGAAAUUAAAUUAUACAAGAGAAUAAGAAAUAAUAUAUUUAAAUGAAGAUGAAUUAAAUUAAAUGAAUGAAUAACAAUUAGAUCAAUAUCUUAUUGGCCUACAAAAUUUAUUGGAAAAUAAUGAUCAAACUUAAAAGGAUAAUUAUCCUUCAUAAAGAGAUAUAAUAAUAUGGGUAUAAAAUGCUUUAAAAAUAAAAAAAGCUAUAGUAAAGCAAUAAGAUGGUUAAUAUAAAUAAAUAAAUUUUGUAUAUGAGAAAUUUUAAAACCUUCUUGCAAAACCAAAAUCAGAAAAUUUUUUGACAAAGUUUGAAUUUGAGGAUCUUUCUUAUCCAGAAUAAAUUUAAUAUUGUAAUAUAAUUAAACAAUUAAUAAAUUUAGAAUUAAAAAUUUAAAAGGGAUAUCUAACUUAAUAAUUUUAAUAAUAAUAAAUUUUAAUUGAUAAUUUUUAAAAAUAGUAAGAUAUGAUACUUACUAAAUCUCUAAUAAACUUUAAUGGUUUAGAAUUGAGUAAAUAAUUUGAUAAUAAUGAAAAAAAUAAUUAAAAACAGUUUGUGAAUCCUAUAAGGUAAUCAUCAAUAACAGAUGAAAUAGUUCCUUUUUUGAUACAUGAUUUUGAAUCUUAAUCAUAAUAAUAUCAGAUAAAUAAGUAGAAUUCUCCUCCUCCGAAUUCAAGAAUUUAGUACAACGAUAAAUAUAAUUUUAAGAUAUAGAUCGAAAAUCUAAAGGAUUUUGAAAUUUGGUCAAUAAAUCCUAAAAUUAAAAAAUUUUAAAAGUGGAAAAUAUACUCCUAGCCAAAUAUUGAGAUUCCAAUUGAUUUAAGGGUAUAUGGUGAAUUUUAAUAAAAUAGAAAAAAAAUAGAAAAUAUUUAAUUUGAAUAUGGAGGUUUUACAUUAAAUAAUUAAGCUCAUGGUUUUGGAAUAAUGAUGAAAAAGCCAAAAGGAGCAAUAUAUGAAGGUAUUUUUAAUAAAGGGUAAUUUAUUUAUGGAAUAGUAUUGGAGUUGAAUAAUGAAAGUCGUAUAUAAAAGUAUAUAGGAUAUUAUAAUAUUGAUCAUUCAAUUAAACAUGGUUAAUGUAAAUUGAUUUGGUAUGAUGAAAUUAAAAAUAGAUAAUUUGAAAUAUACGAAGAACAUAUUGGUUGGAUAAUUUUUGGAUUAUUGCAUGGUGAAGGUAAGAGAUGGAAUACAAAAGAAAGAUGGUUUUAUAUUGGUGAGUGGAAAUAAUCAAAAAGAUGUGGGUAGGGAAAGUAUUUUGUAUAAAAUUAGAAUGAUGAAUUUAUUUUGAAGUAUUCAGGAACAUUUUUCAAUAAUAAAUAUCAUGGUAAAGGAUAAUUUUAUCAUACUUAAUUAAUUUUUGAGGAAGGAGAAUACUUAAAUGGGAAGAAGGUUGGUCCUCAUUUAUUAUAUAAGGAUAAUAUUUUGUAAAAAACUAUUAAUUAUUGA